Sclerotinia sclerotiorum 1980 UF-70 is the source of this 111-nucleotide messenger RNA. RefSeq lists its product with no specific name. Lineage: Eukaryota; Fungi; Ascomycota; Leotiomycetes; Helotiales; Sclerotiniaceae. The coding region runs from base 1 to 111 and encodes 36 amino acids. The transcript has 2 exons. The record is from RefSeq and is a predicted model, not a curated record.
AUGGCUAGUUACCGGAAAUUCUCAAACCUUCCACUAAAGAAGACUUCCUCCCAUGCGCGCUCUUUUGAGGCAGAUGCUAGUAGAAUCCGUAUGGUCAUCAGCAUAAUGUGA